Anopheles nili is the source of this 525-nucleotide messenger RNA. RefSeq lists its product as uncharacterized. The coding region runs from base 1 to 525 and encodes 174 amino acids. The transcript is spliced from 2 exons. The record is from RefSeq and is a predicted model, not a curated record. Lineage: Eukaryota; Metazoa; Arthropoda; Insecta; Diptera; Culicidae.
AUGUUGCGCGUUUGGUUUUUAGUAGCACUAGUCGUUGGAUCGCUGCAAGGAUUAGAGGUUGUAUUUGAAAAGAUUGAACAGCUGUCAGGUUUCGAUAUCUACGAUAGCACGCUUCGGGUCCGCAAGUACAAUCGCACGACGACUACACUCAACGGCACUUUUACUUUGUUAACGCCUGUCGAUAACAGCUAUAUAGUAUCAACCGAUCUGUACCACAGCAGCCGUGGCAACCAGCAAUUUAACCACUAUCCGAUGAAGCUACCAACUAAACGGCUGUGCGAUUUUCUCGAAGGCAUUUACGAUGAAUACUAUGAGUACAUUGCUGACAUCGUCAACCUACCCGAGAAAGGUGAAUGUCCCAUCAUGCCACGAGCGGGUCACAUCCUUAACAAAGUAUUCCCAACCAAAGCCGUUCCUAAAUUUGCACCGAAAGGACUAUGGAAAGUGUUUGUUAUCCAAGCGCUCGAAGACGUUGAGGUUUCGCGCUUUGAGUUGAUCCUCAAGGUGCACAAUGAUUUAUUCUGA